Molecule: messenger RNA, 990 nt
Organism: Lachnellula hyalina
Lineage: Eukaryota; Fungi; Ascomycota; Leotiomycetes; Helotiales; Lachnaceae
Gene: dsc4
Product: DSC E3 ubiquitin ligase complex subunit
Exons: 2
Coding region: 1-990 (329 amino acids)
Biological process (GO): protein processing; SREBP signaling pathway
Cellular component (GO): Dsc E3 ubiquitin ligase complex
Source: RefSeq, a predicted model, not a curated record
AUGAACAAUGAUGAGCCCCUCCCCCCGACGGACAAUCUUUCGCCCAUAGACGCAGCCGCUCCUCCUUCAGGGCAAGAUGCCAAACUCUCGCCGGCUCAGAAGAGCGCGCGGGAGCAGACGAGAAAGAAGCUCGAGUUCGUCGAUACUCUGAUGCAGAAUCUCGAUGUGCUGAUCUAUGUCGAGCUAUGCAUUCUAUAUUACAUGGACUGCUCACUCUUCCGCCUUCUCAUUCGAGCUUUGAACCAAAUGAUGUUCCUCUCGCCCAAACCAAACUUUAUCCCACCUAUGCCGCAACAUCGACCUUAUAUAGGCGCCAUCUUCGGACCCAACAUCAUCUGUUUUCUGCUCCAUGUAUUUACGGCAAGAUCUGAAGCUGGGGAGGCUAUGAAAGGGUAUUUACACGGGGGCAUUAUAAUCGAUUUAAUAGGGCAAAAGGGGCCUACAUCGAAGAUCCAUUUAGUUUUGCUAGAUGUACUCGUCCUCGUCUUGCAAUGCUUUAUGCUGGCUGUACAUAUCGAGAGGGAGAGGCUUGUGGCAGUGCUAAAGGCUUUUCAUUCACCGAAUCCAGUUAUGAAUGAGCCAAGGUCCACCGUGUCUGCGAGUCAGGACCACGAUGCCGAGGAACGAGGGAUGACGAGAGACACGGUUAGGAACAAUGGGGACAUAGAGCUGCAACCUUUGCCCCCUCGAGAAGAUGGACCAUCUUCGGCGAUACCCACAGAUCUCGAGGAAGAACGUGCCCGCCUACUGGCCGAGCCGCCUCCCCCAGAAGAGCGAGAAGAGGAUGCAUUGGCUACGUUUUGGUCCGGCACAGCUAUUGUAGCUGAUUUCCACAUCUUGCAAAAUAUCAGGACACAGUGGAACGAUUAUGGAAAUGCGACAGGGUCGGCGCUGCAGACAGCUGGGUUCUCGGCGGGCUUUGCGGCUGUGGCAGCUAACAGGAGAUUGAACGCUGCGAAUUUGCAGCUUCAGCGAUCUUUGACGGCGUGA